This is a messenger RNA of Nomascus leucogenys (northern white-cheeked gibbon), 2938 nucleotides long. RefSeq names its product zinc finger protein 580 (gene ZNF580). Lineage: Eukaryota; Metazoa; Chordata; Mammalia; Primates; Hylobatidae. The record is from RefSeq and is a predicted model, not a curated record. The coding region runs from base 598 to 1116 and encodes 172 amino acids. Gene Ontology annotation, molecular function: RNA polymerase II cis-regulatory region sequence-specific DNA binding; DNA-binding transcription activator activity, RNA polymerase II-specific. Gene Ontology annotation, biological process: regulation of transcription by RNA polymerase II. Gene Ontology annotation, cellular component: nucleus. The transcript has 3 exons.
CGGGGUUUGGGAGAAGGCCCGUGAUGGGUACAGAAAGAAGUAACGAUGUCACCGCCAUAUAUAGGGGCGGGGGAGAAAAGGGGGCCUUUGGGGAGCAUGUAGCAGGUAGCCAGGUUGGGGGGGCGGGGUAUACAGAAGGAAGGCAUUUGAGUCAUGUUGGGGUGUGUAGAUGUAGUGAGACGAUGGGUUCCGUAGUGGGGAGAGGUGGCUAGACUUCGAGGUGCUAAGUGUAGGAACAGGAUGGAAAAGCCCUAGUGAAAUGUGGGGAAUUGGGUUAGUGGGGCUCUGGGGAGGUACCUAGAGAGGAAGUGAGGGAGGCCACGGAAUAUGAAGAUGGGGAGGCCCUGCGGCAUGUAGUGGGGAUGGAGCCCCAGGAGGGCCUGGAGGCCGAUGCGGGGGCCGGUGGGGGGGGGGGCGGCAAAGGGAGGGGAAGCAACUUGAACUGGGGCUGGGCAACAGGGAAAGAAGAAACCACAGAUUAGAGAAAUCUCGGCGGUCAGGAGGCCCGGGGUGUGAGAUGUAAAAAGGAAACUUUUUCUAAAAGGAAGUGGCAAUUUUAACUCAUCUCCCCUCCGCCGCUCCCAGCUGCCGCUCCAGAUGCUGCUGCUGCCGCCGCGGCCACCCCACCCUCGGUCCUCCUCUCCGGAGGCCAUGGACCCACCGCCCCCCAAGGCUCCCCCUUUCCCCAAGGCGGAAGGCCCCUCCUCCACUCCUUCCUCGGCGGCGGGGCCCCGACCCCCGCGGCUGGGCCGCCACCUCCUCAUCGACGCCAAUGGGGUCCCCUACACAUACACGGUGCAGCUGGAGGAGGAGCCCCGGGGCCCGCCCCAGCGCGAGGCGCCCCCAGGAGAGCCCGGCCCUCGCAAGGGCUACAGCUGCCCGGAGUGCGCCCGUGUCUUUGCCAGCCCUCUGCGGCUGCAGAGCCACCGCGUGUCGCACUCGGACCUCAAGCCCUUCACGUGCGGCGCCUGCGGCAAGGCCUUCAAGCGCUCCAGCCACCUGUCGCGGCAUCGCGCCACGCACCGCGCCCGCGCCGGGCCGCCGCACACCUGCCCGCUCUGCCCACGCCGCUUCCAGGACGCCGCGGAGCUGGCGCAGCACGUGCGCCUCCACUAAGCUCGAGACCCGGCCUGUGCUGCCCUGCCCGUCUCAGGGCCACCAAGUCUGACCCACACAGCGUCACUCACUCCCACACACACUCCCUGGCUCUGCUGAGGUUACUGCCUUACCCUGGGCCUCAGUUUUCCCACCUUCCAAAGGGAGGAGCAUCAUUCCUUCCUUACCCCCUUUCUAGCUGUGUGAUGUAGACCAAAGUCGUUGCCCCUCCCUGGGCCUGGGAACCAGUCGGAACUGGGUUCCAGUCCAGCUGUGCUGUGUGAGCGUUUGCAAGUGACAUGACGUCUCUAAACCUUGGUUUUCUGCUCUCUGGAGAGGUGAACCGGUGGUUUUCUGCGGGGAAGAGAUGAUAAAGAGCACGGGCACGGUCUGGUUCAUUUCUGUAUCUACCCCCCUUCCGCCCACGCCCCCGACCCUUUGCUCAAUAAACAUUCCGCACUCCAUUUUCAGGCUCUUCCUUGCGUGUGCGUGUGCGUGCGCGUUGGGUGCUGGGGGGUGGAGACCGGAUCUUCCUCGCUUGGGUACUUUCCUCUCGGUGUGUGUUUCUGGCCGGGGCCGUUUCGCGACGGCCCGGGCGCCCCGCCCCCACCUUCCUUCCCUAGACCCUCUUCUCUCCCUUCGGCUUCUCUCUUUCGGCCGGCGCCGCCAGCUCCUGGGGCACACCCAGAGGUCCCCUUCCCGCCGCCGCCUGCAACUGCGAGGGUAGCCCGGGGCCGCUUGGAGUCGCCCGGACCUGAGAGGCUGCUGCACUGGGCCUCAGCCAGCCCUCCGGAUGCUGGUGCUGCCAUCCCCCUGCCCUCAGCCUCUGGCAUUUUCCUCCGUUGAGACCAUGGAGGGCCUUCCCCGUCGGACAUGCCGCUCCCCAGAACCUGGACCUUCCUCCUCCAUCGGAUCUUCCCAGGCUUCAUCUCCUCCAAGGCCCAACCACUACCUGCUUAUUGACACUCAGGGUGUCCCCUACACAGUGCUGGUGGACGAGGAGUCACAGAGGGAGCCAGGGGCCAAUGGGGCUCCAGGCCAGAAAAAGUGCUACAGCUGCCCCGUGUGCUCCAGGGUCUUCGAGUACAUGUCCUACCUUCAGCGACACAGCAUCACCCACUCGGAGGUAAAGCCCUUUGAGUGUGACAUCUGUGGGAAGGCAUUCAAGCGCGCCAGCCACUUGGCACGGCACCAUUCCAUUCACCUGGCGGGUGGUGGGCGGCCCCAUGGCUGCCCGCUCUGCCCUCGCCGCUUCCGGGAUGCGGGUGAGCUGGCCCAGCACAGCCGGGUGCACUCUGGGGAACGCCCGUUUCAGUGUCCACACUGCCCUCGCCGCUUUAUGGAGCAGAACACACUGCAGAAACACACACGGUGGAAGCAUCCAUGAGCUGGGCUGCUGGGUGCCCCAGGUACCACAGGACUUUGCAGGGAGCCUGGACUCCUGUCCAGACACCUGGUGAGAGCCUGAGGCUGGUGUUCAGGGCCCUGGACACAGACACAGAGCAGCCACAUCUCAAAGGCAGAGCCCUGCCUGAAGGAGGAAUCCGUGAGUAGUCUUCAGGUCCUCCGUGUUUUGGAGCUGAGAUGGGAAUGAGCCCCUACACAGAAUGGAGUCCUCUAGCCUAAAGAUACCAGCUCUUCCAUGGCAGAGCCUUGACUGGAUGGGGGUGGGGAGUGUGGUGUGUAAAGUCUCUGGCCUCAUAAAAGGUGGCUGUGGGUCAUCAGGAAUCUGCCAUCUUCCUGAGGCUUCUGUGCUGUUGUUGGGGAAGGGACCCCAGUCCUGCCUUCCACCCCCCGACCAGGCCUGAGACUGAUCGAACAAUAAACACGUUUCCCACUCUGA